CAUUCAACCAUCUCUUUAGCCUGGUAGCCAACAUACAACCGAAAACAUUAAAGCUUUUUAGACCAUUUUUUUGUGUAAAUUGAUCUCGGCGUUUUUAACACACCGAUCUACUAUUUAACUUAAACGUUAAUUUAAUGUAAAUAUUCAAUUUACAAAUGUGUUGAUUAUACUUAACCUAAGCUAAUCGUCAAUGCUAGCUAGCCCACCAUGAGCUCUCCAAGCUACUCUCCUGCUAAAGAAGAGGACGUCUGCUGGACAGAGAAAGAGGGUCUUUGGCUGAACAUUGUCGUGAAAGAAGAGGGGGAAGAUGUUUCAGUAAAAGGAGAGGAAGAAGCUUUCAGAAUGAAAGAGGAGGAAGAGGAGGCUAUCAGUAUCACAUUGAAAGAAGAGGAUGAUGUUACAGUGAAAGAAGAGAGAAAACAUUUUAGAGUGAAAGAUGAAGAGGGGAUAGAGACUGUCACAGCGGAAGAGAAAGAACCCUUUGUUGUGGCAGAGGAGGCUAUCUUAAGAAAAGAGGAGGAAGACGCUUGGAGAGAUGAAGAGGAGACUGAAGAUCUGAUUAACACCAGAGAGAGACCAAACUCUCAUGAUGACAGCGGGAAGAGUCCUUCAGGGAAACCAGACCCGGCGACACCCAAACCAACGAGACGACAUCAGUGCUCCCACUGUGGAAAGAGUUUUCCCUGGUUAAAGGCCCUGAAGCAGCAUAAGAAAAAACACUCUGGAGAGAAGCCUUAUCGCUGUUCUCAAUGUGGAAUGACUUUUACCUGGGCAGGAAGCCUAUGGUGGCAUAAGAGAAUACACUCUGGAGAGAAGCCUUACCACUGCUCCCACUGUGAAAAGAGUUUUAGGAAGUUAGGUGACCUGAAGGCGCAUGAGAGGACACACACGGGAGAAAAGCCCUACCAAUGCUCCCAGUGUGGAAAUAGUUUUAGCAAGCUGGGGAACCUAAAACAGCAUAAAAGAACACACACAGGAGAAAAGCCCUACCAAUGCUCCCACUGCGGAAAGAGUUUUAGCCAUUCAGGGAGCCUUAAAUACCACGAGAGGAGACACAGACAAGAAAAACCCUACCAAUGCUCCCUGUGUGGAAAGAGUUUUAUCAAGUUAGGGGCCCUGAAUCGGCAUGAGAGGACACACACUGGAGGGGAUAAAACGUACCACUGCUCCCUGUGUGAAAAGAGUUUUAACCGGUUAAGACAUCUGAAUAAGCAUGAAAGAAUACAUACACAGGAGGAGAAGACAUACCACUGCUCUCAGUGUGGAAAGACAUUUUCCCAGUCAGAGGACCUGAAAUCACAUGAGAGAAUAGAGAGGCUGUGUUCUGACUUGUGCUUUUAACAGAGAAUUAGUGUUUUUGUUUCAUGUUGUUUGUGAUUUAACCUGUCUAUAUAAUACAUGACUGUACUAUAACACACACAGGAGAGAAAACCUUCCACUGUUCUCAUUUUGCUUUUGACUGAGAAUUAAGUGUUUUUGUUUCAUGUUGUUUGUGAUUUAACCUGUCUAUAUAAUACAUAACUGUACUAUAACACACACAGGAGAGAAAACCUUCCACUGUUCUCAUUUAGCUUUUGACUGAGAAUUAGUGUUUUUGUUUUUUAUAACCCACUGAUGGGUUUAGAUUUUUAAACUUUAAAUAUUGUUAAUAAUCCGUUUUACGAGAGACAUAAGUCUGGUUUCUACAACAGAAGUUAAUGGUUAUGAGGAAUGUAUAUGUGGUGGGUUCAGUUAGGUGGAGAGAUGUGGAUUAGUGAGGAAGGGAGCCGAGGUCAGGUCACAUCCUGGUGGGUUAGUGAGGAAGGGAGCCGAGGUCAGGUCACAUCCUGGUGGGUUAGUGAGGAAGGGAGCCGAGGUCAGGUCACAUCCUGGUGGAGAGAUGUGGGUUAGUGAGGAAGGGAGCCGAGGUCAGGUCACAUGAUGGUGGAGAGAUGUGGGUUAGUGAGGAAGGGAGCCGAGGUCAGAUCACAUGCUGGUGGAGAGAUGUGGGUUAGUGAGGAAGGGAGCCGAGGUCAGGUCACAUGCUGGUGGAGAGAUGUGAGUUAGUGAGGAAGGGAGCAGAGGUCAGAUCACAUGCUGGUGGAGAGAUGUGGGUUAGUGAGGAAGGGAGCCGAGGUCAGAUCACAUGCUGGUGGAGAGUUGUGGAUUAGUGAGGAAGGGAGCCGAGGUCAGAUCACAUGCUGGUGUAGAGUUGUGGAUUAGUGAGGAAGAGAGCCGAGGUCAGAUCACAUGCUGGUGGAGAGAUGUGGGUUAGUGAGGAAGGGAGCCGAGGUCAGAUCACAUGCUGGUGGGUUAGUGAGGAAGGGAGCCGAGGUCAGAUCACAUCCUGGUGGGUUAGUGAGGAAGGGAGCCGAGGUCAGGACACAUGCUGGUGGGUUAGUGAGGAAGAGAGCCGAGGUCAGGUCACAUGCUGGUGGAGAGAUGUGGCUUAGUGAGGAAGAGAGCCGAGGUCAGAUCACAUACUGGUGGAGAGAUGUGGAUUAGUGAGGAAGGGAGCCGAGGUCACAUGAAGGGAGAAGGAACAGUUUAUUGCCCGCGUCACUUAACUUCCUGCCUAGCAACAAAGAUGUCAUGUCUAGAGAGAAGGACGAGACUCCACCCAGAUUGGGGUGUAUAUAUAUAUAUAUAUACACAUAUACAUAUAUAUACACUACCACUGGUGGAAGUAUGUCUUUGUCUGUUCAGCUGUUCGAUCCUUUGGGUGAUUAAAGUUGGUUGG
Molecule: messenger RNA, 2719 nt
Organism: Oncorhynchus gorbuscha (pink salmon)
Lineage: Eukaryota; Metazoa; Chordata; Actinopteri; Salmoniformes; Salmonidae
Product: zinc finger protein 239-like
Exons: 2
Coding region: 208-1341 (377 amino acids)
Biological process (GO): regulation of transcription by RNA polymerase II
Cellular component (GO): nucleus
Molecular function (GO): RNA polymerase II cis-regulatory region sequence-specific DNA binding; DNA-binding transcription activator activity, RNA polymerase II-specific
Source: RefSeq, a predicted model, not a curated record